AUGGAUUCGUGCCACAGUUCAGUCCGUUAUGUAUCAGGUGGGAAGGAUGAUUUACUGAAGCAUUAUCAUGUUGAAUUAACAGAAAAAUGUUUAAGAACUUUUGAGAUACUGAAUUCAUUUAGCUUGCUUGACAACUACGAUGGGGUUUUACUAUUUCUAGAGUAUCAAAUAUACAAUGCAAAUUGUCAAUUAGAUAUUCCCGUUGUGCCGUUUGACGUUAUCCUUGUUCUGUUCACUUUGGUUACCAUAUCGGAGCACUACAAAGAACCCCAGCUAAGAGACAAUGAUCCGUACAAUGUCUGUCGGCAACCGUUGAACCGUAGGGCUGUGAAAAUUCUAAGAUUCUACGUCAAUCUAUUAAAAGAGUUUGAUGUUGAAGCACACGGACGGUACAACUUAGAACUGCUGAGAUGCCAAUUCUUUUUCGCAUUAGAUUGUCUCAUUCCACAUGGUCAUCAUCCAAGAAAUUGGAAUUCGAAGCUUCAAAAUCCGUACAAAUCCUACAUUAGUCUUUUAACAAAAAAAGAACAUGUUUUGAAUAACCAACUGUUGCAUUUGAAAUUGAGUAAACGAGGGGAGUUUGUCAACAUGUUACGCUGGACUCUGGCAUGUUCUCUAGAUGAACGGGUGACAUACUUUAUGUCGGCGCACGAAAUAUGGGAUCCCAUUGUGAACCUCCUUUUGGACUUGCUAGAUCUCAGGCAAAAAUAUUUUGUACUGAAUGAAAUUACAUUGUCGAAAAAAAAGAAGAGGACGUUUGUACAGCGAUUGUCAGAGAGUCCAAGUGUUAAAUUUCUGAAAAUAAUUGAUACGUUUCACUUCGGGCCUUUAUUCACAGAAUACUUAUUCACAGGUUGUAACGAUGAUAGGACAAGAAACAAAACAAUCAAACCGGUAUACAACGAUGAAACUCAACUGUCUCAGGCGUUUGUGCCGCGAUUCAAGUACCCAAAAUCGUAUAUACUGGAGAAAUCGAUGAAAUUAAGAAAAAGACUGCUUGUUGCAUGCUUCAAUUUGUUAAUUACCGUACCGAGAGGGCAUCGGUUGUGCACAAUUCAUUUAGAAACGGAUGACUUUUUGAAUAAUUUGUCGUGGGAGCUAAUUGGAUUAAAAAGCAUUGAGUAUUUUCAAGCUUUUUUUAAAACUUAUGACAGAGAAAGGGAGCUCGCAUUCAUGCCCGUCAUCAAUGAAAAGAUUAUUAACGACAUAACAGACCUCAAAUUUAAUCUAGUGGAUCAAAUUGUUUCUAUAAGGAACUUUUUGAAGGAGUGGACAUCGGUUAUCCAUUCAUAUUUGCUGCUCAAACUCCAGGAAUUGUCAAAGGCCGGCGUAGUUUUAGAAAUAUACCAGAUCCAAACCUGUCUGCUAGCAUUAUUCGAGUACUUUGAAUUUAUCCAUGAGAAGGACGGUAUUAAGAAAUCCAAAUUUGUAUGCAUACUACGGGAUAUCAUUACCGCUUGGGAUACAGCAGUUGAAAAAUCAAUAACCAAGGUCAUUUCUCCUCAAACCAAAGAAGGCUUCAUGCUUUCAAAACAUUUUAUAUAUUAUCUAUAG
Molecule: messenger RNA, 1554 nt
Organism: Huiozyma naganishii CBS 8797
Lineage: Eukaryota; Fungi; Ascomycota; Saccharomycetes; Saccharomycetales; Saccharomycetaceae
Gene: NSE5
Product: Smc5-Smc6 complex subunit NSE5
Exons: 1
Coding region: 1-1554 (517 amino acids)
Source: RefSeq, a predicted model, not a curated record